AUGCACUACCACAGCACAGGGGAACUGCUUCUUUUAUUUGCGUCGCUUCUGAAAAUUGUCGCAGCACUUACCGUGACCGAGGACACGACCCUUACUGGCGACCAAACCUUUAGCGAGGCCGUAACCAUCGAGGACGGCGCCACCUUAACACUGAAAGAAGGUUCUGUUUACAAGUUUGAGAACGACCUGAGCGUUCAUGGCGGUCUUGUCUUAGACAAUCGCAAUGUUGACGGCACUGUCUCUUUCAACAGGGAGAGUUCCCUAAACGUUACUGGGUCCUUCGAAUUGGCCGUUUCAAACGAUGUUGAUAUGUUCUUCACUAGCUUCUAUAACUCCGGAUCAAUUUACGUCAAAGGUUCCGCAGUGGUUCAGCCCGCCGUCACUUUCGAAGGUUUGGAAGUUUUUAUCAACGAUGGUACUAUCGACGCAGGGAGUCUUGACGAAGGACCUGCACAUUCAGCUAUUGCUUUUGGUGACGCUUUUGACCCAAAAAAAACACCAUUCAUCAACAAUGGGAAGGUGGUCGUAAGUGGGACAGAAAAAUUCAUCGAAGGCAACGUUGUUUACUUGCUUGCAGGGAACGCGGUAAGUUUUUAUGCCCCCGUCGAGGGGACUGGAAGUGUGGAGGUGACCAACUCAUAUAUUGGUCUAAAUGCUGAAACAAAAUGCCGGCGGCCCUGA
Molecule: messenger RNA, 681 nt
Organism: Huiozyma naganishii CBS 8797
Lineage: Eukaryota; Fungi; Ascomycota; Saccharomycetes; Saccharomycetales; Saccharomycetaceae
Product: mannoprotein
Exons: 1
Coding region: 1-681 (226 amino acids)
Source: RefSeq, a predicted model, not a curated record